CGGUGCCGACAGUGUCGGAGAGCGGUGCAGCAGGCGUCUUUAAGAGGAUCUGAGGGGGAGUGUCUCCAUUAUUUCAUCAGUGAAACCCUGGCUGCAGGGUAGACAGCACACGCCGCGGGAACUAAGACACUCGGAGGCGGCGCACUUUGGAGUUAUUUCCCACAGACAAAGGAUUUAACGGUACCUGGGUAGCUCUUCUCAGUUGGUGAAGAUGGAAUCGCGAAGACAGUACUGGGUCUAUGCCCUCGGCGUGGCCGUGUUGAGUGUAUUUAGUUCCGUGAUGGCAGCCAACAAUUAUUAUUGCGACGAACCCUUGGUGUCAGUGCUCCCGCAAAAAUCCUUUCAGAGUUCCUCGGUGUUCUCUGAAAACCAUUCUCCUCGCUUCGCCAAACUUAAUAGAAGAGAAGGAGGCGGGGGCUGGGUACCACGCAGGACAGACCGGCACCAGUGGCUGCAGGUGGACCUACGGGGCAGGGUGGAGAUCACAGCCAUUGCCACACAGGGGCGCUAUGGCAGCUCAGAUUGGGUGACCAGCUAUCUCCUGUUGUUCAGUGACACAGGCGGAGCCUGGAAGCAGUACAAACAAGAAGACAGUCUGUGGACAUUUACUGGAAACACAAACGCGGACGGCGUUGUCCACCAUCGCUUCCCGCAUUCCCUUAGGACCAGGUUCCUGCGCUUUGUCCCCCUGGAUUGGAGUGCCAGUGGCUGGGUGGGACUCAGGGUGGAGGUCUACGGAUGCACAUACAAGUCAGAUGUGGCAGACUUUGAUGGCAGAAGCUCACUUCUGUACCGGUUUAACCAGAAGUCCAUGAGCACCGUUAAAGAUGUGAUUUCACUCAAGUUCCGGAGCCAGCAAGGGGAGGGGGUGCUAGUUCAUGGGGAGGGACAGAGGGGGGAUUACAUCACCCUGGAGCUGCAUCGAGGCAGGCUGGCCCUACACCUGAACCUCGAUGAUGCCAAGCUCCACUCUAGUAGUGGUCGCAUGUCAGUCACCCUAGGCAGCUUGUUGGACGAUCAGUACUGGCACUCUGUCCUUGUUGAGCGGUUUAACAAGCUGGUGAACUUCACAGUCGACAAACACACGGAGCAUUUCCGCACCAAGGGUGAAGGAGACUCACUGGAUGUUGACUAUGAGCUUAGCAUUGGAGGAAUUCCACUCCCUGGCAAACCAGGGACCUUCCUCAGGAAGAACUUCCAUGGCUGCAUAGAGAACCUCUACUACAAUGGAAUGAACAUCAUUGACCUGGCUAAGAGACGAAAACCUCAGAUCUACAGUGUGGGCAACGUGACCUUUUCCUGUUCAGAGCUGCAGCUGGUGGCGACCACAUUCGUAAGCGCAAGCGCCAGCUUCCUGACGAUCCCGACGGAGGUGACUGCAGGGCUCUCCGUGCGCUUACAGUUCCGCACCUGGAACCGAGACGGCCUGCUGUUCUCCACGCAGCUAAACUCGGACCCCGAGCACCUGGUCCUGCAGAUCAGCGAGGGGCGGCUCCACCUCACUCACCACAGAUCGGCCCUACAGAAAUCAGAGAUAUCUACAGUAGUCCAAACAAUGCCUUUGUCCGCAGGUCACAGUUUGAACGAUGGACAGUGGCACUCAGUCAGUCUCAGUGCAAGGGGACAGCAGGUGUCCCUAACUCUGGAUGACCAGCCAUCUUGGGUUAUGGAGCUGGGAGACCACGUUGACUCUGGAUAUGAUGUCUUCUUCGGGGGUUGCCCCAUGACCCAAAACAAUCCAGGCUGCAAAAACCCCACAUUGGCCUUUCAAGGGUGCAUGCGUCAGAUGUUCAUCAACGGCCAGCCCGUAAACCUCUUCCAUGUGCAGAAGGGCCUUCUGGGGAACUACAGCCAGUUGCAAUUUGAUGUCUGUGGCAUCCGUGACAGGUGUCUGCCAAAUUUCUGUGAGCAUGGAGGCCAGUGCUCUCAAUCCUGGAGCUCCUUUUACUGUGACUGUUCUGGGACAGGGUAUACUGGAGCUACCUGUCACAACUCCAUUUAUGAACCUUCCUGCGAGGCAUACAGGCAGACAGGAAGCACCUCGGGACUCUUCUCCAUCGAUCCUGACGGGAGCGGUCCCCUCGGGUCCACGCUGGUGUACUGCAACAUGACAGAGGACAAAGUGUGGACAGUGGUUUCACACAACAGCACAGAGUUGGUCACGGUGCAAGGAUCUACGCUGCAGAAGCCCUAUGUUAUGCACUUCAACUACAGUACCUCACCACCACAGCUACGUGCCCUGGUGGCCGGAUCAGAGUACUGUCAACAGGAAGUGGUGUACCGCUGCAGGAAGUCCCGCCUCUUCAGUAACUUGGAUGGGACCCCCAUGUCCUGGUGGGUGGACAGGAACGGGGAGAGGCGCACCUACUGGGGUGGAUCCCUUCCUGGGGUGCAGCAGUGCUCCUGCAGUCUGAACGAAAACUGCAUGGACAUGAACUACUUCUGCAACUGUGAUGCAAACAGGGACUCAUGGACCGACGACACAGGCCUGCUCUCCUACAAAGAGCACUUGCCUGUGAGCGAAAUUUUGAUUGGAGACACAAACAGGACUGGCUCAGAAGUCAUGUACAGAAUCGGACCACUGCGUUGCUAUGGUGACAGAUAUUUCUGGAAUGCAGCUUCUUUCUAUCAGGAGUCGUCAUACCUCCAUUUCCCUACCUUCCAGGCUGAGCUCAGUGCUGACAUUUCCUUCUACUUCAAAACUACAGCGCCCUCUGGGGUUUUCCUGGAGAACCUGGGCAUCAAGGACUUCAUCAGGGUGGAGCUGAGCUCUCCAUCUGCCGUGACUUUCACUUUCGACGUGGGGAAUGGUCCGGCCGUUCUGACGGUAAAGUCCCACGUGCCCCUGAACGACAAGCAGUGGCACUACGUGCGGGCGGAACGCAAUGUGAAGGAGGCGUCCCUGCAGGUGGAUCACCUGCCUCUGCGGUUUCUGGAGGCCCCGCCCGACGGACACUUCCGCCUGCAGCUCAACAGCCAGCUUUUCGUAGGAGGGACAGCGUCCAGGCAGAGAGGAUUCCUGGGCUGUAUCCGAGCAUUGGCCAUGAGCGGGCUAACCCUUGACUUGCAGGAGAGGGCAAAGGUCACGCCAGGAGUGAGCUCUGGGUGCCCAGGACACUGUAGCAGCUACGGUAGCCUGUGUCACAACAGAGGGAGGUGCGUGGAAAGCAACAGCGGCUACGUCUGCGACUGCACCCAUACUGCCUACAGGGGACCCCACUGCAAGAAAGAGGUGUCUGUGUCUUUCGUGAGCGGGUCCUCAGUUACCUACACCUUCCAGGAACCGUUCUCAGUCAUGCGCAACAGAAGCACUCUGUCCUCCGCCAUCUACGCAGAGAACGCCAGGCCCAGGGAGAACGUGGCAUUCAGCUUCCUGACCACCCAGACACCCGCCAUGCUGCUCUCAGCCAGCUCCUACUACCAGCAGGGCAUUGCCAUCAUCUUGGCCCGCAAUGGGAGUCUGCAAAUCUUCUACCGACUCAAUAAGGAGAGGGCCCCAGAUGUGUUCACCCCCACAUAUGGAAGCCUGGCUGAUGGGCAGCUGCAUUGGGUUCGAAUGCAUCGGGAGGGGAAGGAUAUUUAUGUCCAGAUUGACAAGGACAUCAACCGAAAAUACAGCCUGUCAUCUAACACGGAAUUAAAUACAAUCAGAUCCGUGACUUUGGGCAAAGUCACAGAAAGUGACAUCUUGAAUGAAGAAGUGAUGCAGGCGGGAUCCAGAGGUUUCAUUGGCUGCCUGUCGUCAGUCCAGUUCAAUCAGGUGGCUCCACUGAAAGCGGCGCUGCUGAAUCGCGGCAGCUCAUUGGUCAGCUUACGGGGACAUAUAGUGGAGUCCAACUGUGGGGCGUCAGCGGACAUGACGAAGUCACACUCCCUCUCAGAUCAUUCAGAGAAAGUUGACAGAGGGAAGGAGCCAUUAAAAGAUGGGGUUCAGAGUGAUUCGGCAGUAAUUGGAGGCGUGAGUGCGGCCGUCGUUUUCAUCACUCUCUGCGUGGUCGCGGUGAUGGCCCGCUUCCUGUACCAGUACCGCCAGGCCGAACAAACAUCCGCCAUCGAGAAGGACCACCGGCACAGCCUGGAGGUGUCCUACCGCACCGAGCUGGACCAUCAGAGCCAUCGGCACGGCCUGAACGCGGCCUACUGUACAGAAAUGGACCUUCAGAACUCGGUGCGGAACAGCAGGAAGGAGUACUACAUCUGACACGCCAGCAUUCGCAGUCCGUCUUUCCUGGCCUCCCUGAGCUGUACGUCUUGGGAAACUGCACCUCGUCUUCUCCGCCCAGAGACAUCUUGGCAUGUAGCCACCGCAUAACGGAAGGGCGAUGGUCUCAACAAAAAAAAAACAUUUAUUAGUCUGUACGUUUUUUAAGAUAUAAAAAACAAUUAUGUGAUUAUUGUUUUCACUGCAGGGUAGCGUAGAACACUAAUACGCAUCCAAGGAAAUUAAGAAACUGAAAUGAUGAAACAGAUUUAUGGGAAAUCUUUUUUUUUUCUUUUUUUUUUUCCUGUCUAUAGAAAAAAGCAAUCUGGCUUAAUCCCAGCAUGGAAACGUUACAAAAACAUCAUUCCAGUUCAUGAAUGAAACAGUAUGUGUGGAUUUAGUAUAAAGAUAUAGAACAAUAUUUAUAUGUGAAUAUUAUUUUAGCAUUAUUUUAUUUUACUAUGUUGAUGAUAUCAUAUGGUGCAAUGAGGGGCUGUUAUUUAUCAUUAUUUUUUAUAGGUAGGAUGCACUUUAGCGACUGACUUUAGCAUAAACAUCUGAAGAAUCUAUUCCACUCCUCAAGCUGAGGUUUUCCUGGGAGAGAAUGUGAUCCAGUAGAUCAGUGCCUCGUCUGCAUGCAUCCCGUUUUGUCUGUCAUGACUACCCACCUAGGGAAUUCUGGGAAGGGAAAGACCUCCCCUAUAUUUUACUGUUGAUUGGACAGGAAGAGCUGAUUUAAUCUGUAGAUUGUGUGUUGAUGUUUAUCUAGUGGAGAGGGAACACAGUUUUGUUAGACAAACAGAAAAUAGGGGGUGGGGUAUAGACUACACAUUUUCUGUAGAUCAUUUAAGGCCUGCUGUUUUCUUAUAGUAAUCCUGUUAUAAAGUUACAGAGGGCCAAGGAUCAAAAGCUGUCCUUCCUGCAUCUGAGGUGAAUCAGCAAGAGAAUAGUGACAUCGCAGAGGCUGUGUCAUCCUGACUGACCGCUCUCUAAAUUCAGAUUUGUUGUCUCUUUUUCUAUUCUCACCGGCCAUUCCGUUUCUUAAGGGCAACCUUCCAGGAUUUGAAAUGCAUUUUAUCAGGACACACCCUGGAAGGAUAAGUACAUUAGAGAGGACUUUCAGAUGAUAAGUUUCUGUAUUAAUUGGUAGGCUGAUAGAUGGAGAAGAAAAAGAAAAACAAUUUGGUUUUGAAUUAGGUCAGAAACAGUUUUGAAUCAGACAUACAUAUUUUGCCGACAGUAUAUCAUAGCCUUUCCCGUCUGUUAUCAGCAUUUGGUCCACAUAUAUGAACCCAACCGGUAGUACAACUGAGUGUGUUCAGAGCGCUUCUAAAAAAUAUGUUGUAUACCAGCUGGUGUUGGGAAACAGAGCAACAAAGUUCAAUAAAUAAGUAUUAAUAAGUCCAGUACUAUGUAUACUGUACUUACCACUGACAAUUAGAUGAAACUAACCAUUCAGAAGGAAGUAUGACUCUUACUCCUGCACGUCAUUUGUAUACACAAAAAUGGAUAUCUUAAUUAACCUUUAGCUACAAAUAUUUUACACGGUCUUUUCUGUCAUCUGGUUGUGAGGACAGAAAGAAUCGCCUCAGCUCACUUCCUUGUUUGCACUUCUGGUGUCAGGAUCCUGGGUCUGAUGUCUGCAGAUCUGUGACUACCCGCCAUCUGCCAAAAACCUCCCGCCAUUAGGCUGCUUCUGAACAUCUAAGGCACAUCUGUUGUCAUACCCUCUGGCAGAGCAGCCAAUCAAAUCCUGCUGAAGCCGCUGUCUGCUAAUGGCUUUGCAAAAAAAAAAAACUUCACAGACCUGCCAUAAAUUCACAAAUUCAAAAAAAAGAAAGUUGUUUUUUUUUUUUUUUUUUUUUUUUUUUGUAAUGCUACAUUUUGUGAUUUGUUAUAUGAGAACAUUAGUUUUCUUUUUUAUUUGUUCAUUGUAUCUUCAUUGGAGUUAAAAUCUGUUACCUCAGAUUGUUGGCCAUAUUCAUUUUCUGUAGUACUGUUACACCUGAUCAAGACGGAUUACCACAGCAAUUUUCGAAAGUAUUGCAUUAAGCAGCUGUUAUACCUAGAAAGUACAAUUCUUUCUUGAGGUUGCGGAAAUCUCUCUGCUUUACAUACCUACAUUAAAGGAAACACAGUGAGCAUUUCCAAAGUUAAAAUGAAUCAUUGCAGUUGAAUGUGUUUCUGAUGUUGUGGAUCGUAAAAUUAGGUGUAGCUCAGUCAGCAGGUGUUGCAGACCUAAUGUUUCGGGAGGUUACUGAACCAGAGGAUGCUUUCAGAACAGGUGAGGUCAGGAAGGAAUCGCACCCACUCCCCGCUCUCUCUGGGGGACCAGGCAGCCGAUCCUAAGUUGCAUGAAAAUUGCUGGGCUGACAAUAAAACCUGCAGUUUUUUUUUGCUGAGCGUGGGUGUUCUGGAGAAUGGAGUUUCUCUCCAAUAGUGCUCUGUCAGCAAGGAGAGAUGCACGAGCGUCCAUGUGUCCAUGCCGAAGGGAGAGGACGGAAAAACAGACAAACUGACCUGGAUUCAGUCUAACUACGGUUUGGUUUCUACUCGACUUUUGAACACUUUCCUUUUUCGGCACUACAGAACAUCAGUCUGUUUUUGGAGUUCUAUGAAAUUUGCAAGAAGAAAAACAAACAAGUCUUUGAAUACACCUUACUACUGUCCACAUUUAUUUAUUUGUUAAUUCAUUACUUAAUAAAUUCAUUCAUUCAUUUAUGUAUAUAACUGGCUGACUGAUUCCAAGGCCAGGAUUUCAAUUUGAUAUAUUAAUCUGCAUUUUACUUUAUGGGCCAUAGAGAGAAAACUGACAUUAACUAUUAUGUAUUUUAAGACAUUCAUAAUUUGAACUUCUCAACCAUGAAAUUUAGAUUAAAUUUUAAAAAAUAUUAUGCACUUUAUUACACUGGUUCCCUCUGGGGUAGAGUACAUGAUUUAUACUAUCUGCAUACCAUAUUCUAUUUGAAGUGGAACUAUCAAAUAGAUAAAUCAUAAAGCUCUAUUACGAGAAUGUGUUUUACAAAACUGAAGAGCAUGAUUUCUCGAGAUUGUUCAUGAAAUGGCAGUUUUUAUGGAGAUGGUCUGCAUCAUUUGUGUCAUGUAUUUAGAAGGUACAGUGUGUGUUCUCCAUUGUUGUGGCAAUAUACAAUACAAGGCUCUAAAUUAUAGACACAAUAUGUGUAAAUGACGGUGUGCAUAUCGUAAUGCUUAGUCACUGAUCAUUUUAUUCAUUCAUUUAUUUGUUUAGGACAGAUCUAUACCCUCUUGCUCGAAAGAGGAAAGCACAUUGUUAGAUAUAUGUUCUGUUUGUGAUUCAUAUGGUUGUCUGUUCAGUGUCUGAAAUGCUACCCAUUAAGAUCAAAAAGACCUCAGGAAAAUGAGUUUCAGAACAGGCUGGGCAGUUCUAUUGAAUUGUAAGACAGAAUAGAAUAAUGUGGAAAAGUAAAGCUGUGUUGCAGAAAAUAUCUUCAUGAAAGGUAUGCUGAGUAAUGUGUAUGUUAGCAGGUCUAUAGAGUUUGUAAUGCAUAAGGAGUACAUCAGAGCAUACUACCUGCUGGUAAAUAAAAUUAAAUAGCGCUCAAUUUGCAUAUUUUAAAUUCACAAGAUGCAAUUAAUUGAAUUGUGUGCAGCAUGUACAGUACAGUAGUAAGUUUCCUUGUUAAUUAUAAUAAAGGAAGUGCAAACUAGAUCUGGAGAUUGCAAAGGAAGUGUCAGAGGAAAUAUUGCAUUUCUGUGGAGAAACUUGUAAUUUUGCUUGUGGUUUUAUGCUGUUCACUGUACAAUGCAGCACUGUAGUUUUGCAGAAGCAUUAUUACAGAUAUUAUCACCCUACCUAUUUUCCCUUCAGUGAACCUCUGUUGUUGUUCACUGCUUUUCAGUGCAGUUUGGACAAUGGUGUGGAUUAUGCCAGUGGCCUUAGCAAAAGGCAACUGGGUAUCACUGCUGUUCAGUGUGUUUUGAAACCAUAUGAACUUCAGUAUGAACAAAUGUGAAGAGACUGAUUUGUGAAGGAAAUUAUAUCAUAUUGUAAUCACUGGGCUGGCUCAUUCUUUUCAAAAAAACGAAAGAAAAACUUGAACAGAAUGAAUCCUGUCACCGAAACACUAUUGAAGUGCAUUAUGUUCUUAAAAUUAAUUACAACAACUGAAAAAAAGACUUGUACAAACUUUGCAGAAUCUGCUGUUUAUUACUUUAUAUUAAUAUUAACAUUGUGGUUAUUUUUUGGGUUUGUUUUAUAUGGCUAUAAUAAUUGUACAGGUAUAUUGUAAAUAGAUGUAUAUUUAAUAAAGAAAAUGCAUUUUUACUG
This is a messenger RNA of Anguilla anguilla (European eel), 8510 nucleotides long. RefSeq names its product contactin-associated protein-like 5. The transcript is spliced from 24 exons. Bases 212 to 4201 code for a protein of 1329 amino acids. NCBI's taxonomy places the organism in Eukaryota, Metazoa, Chordata, Actinopteri, Anguilliformes, Anguillidae. The record is from RefSeq and is a predicted model, not a curated record.